GCUUUCGUCUCAAUUCGUGAUUUGUAUUCGUUUUAUCGUCCUCGUGAUUUUGUCAGAAUCUUCUCGGAUAUUUCUUCAAUUAGCUUCCAUGUGUAGAAGAAUCAGAAGCUUUGUGCUAUGUCGGUCAAUUCAAUAAUCUGUUUCCCAAAUUUUCUACCUAAUUCACUUUCUCUGGCUAUUUCUUUAGAUGUCUCCAGCAACAAAGUCAAAGUCUAAAGAUAAAAAAACUGGAAAAGAAGCUCAAAAGGCAUCACCAAAGCCUACACUUUCGGUUAAUGGGAAUAGCAGCUUAGGAGCUAGUGCGUAUAAUCCUCUUCUAGGAACAUUUCAAGCUCUCGAUUCAGUCUCGAUAGCUUCUGUCUCACCGCUACAGUAUGGUCGUUUCCGGAGUAUAGAUGAAGCAGAUGUAAAUGGGAUUGAGUCUGAUUCUGUUUCGAACAAUGGUAGCUGCUCGGGCGAGUCAGAAGAUCACAAGGAGAAAACAACUAGUCUGCCCCUCAAGCAGGAGGUGAUACCAGGUGCAGACAAUGACAAGCGAGAAAAAGUUCGUCAAAAGAAUGAGAGAAAACAUCAACGCCAGAAGGAGAGGAGGGCUCAGGAGUUGUAUGAGAAGUGUAGCACAUAUCUCAUUUCUAGAAAGCUUGAAGCCCGUAUACAGCAACUUGUAGCAAUGGGGAUAUCUCAAGAGCAUGCAACAACAGCAUUGAUGAUGAAUGAUGGCAAAGUAGAGCAAUCUGUUCAUUGGUUGUUUGACAGGGGUGAGGAAGAAAUAGAGAAGCAAAGCGUUCAGAGUCCUGGGAAUUUGAAAAUAGACAUUACAGAAGAACUAGCUAGGAUUACACAAAUGGAACUACAACUUAAGUGUACAAGGCAGGAAAUAGAGCGUGCGGUUGUUCAAGCCGAGGGUGAUUUGGACAGAGCAGAAGAAGUCUUGAAAGGCACAAAGUAUGAAGAGUUUUCUGUGCCAGUGAAACUAGAAGAAUCUGGUGAUUCUCUUACACCCAGUAAUGGUAAACUUAUAGUAGGAAUAGGUUAUCAGAAUUCGGAUGCAGAAAGGCUAGAAAUUCCGUCACCUGGCUUACAUCCAACAAGAGAUGACAAGAACUUUAACUAUACAAAAUCACCCUCCACAACGGAAUCCGUGAACAAAAUGAUGGCUCAGCCUAUGAAACGAUCCGAACUGAAGUUAGAUUGGCCAAAACCUCAGCAAUCUGCUGCUUUGGCUGAUAAAAAGUGGCCAAGCACGGGACAGGUUCCUUCUGCUUCUUACUCUUUGCCAUCAUCGCCAUCGCCGUCACCUCAGCCUGCUGUGAGGGUUGAAGCUCGCUAUUUAGCUAGUGGAAAUGAAUUUAAGAACCCCCAGCAGCAGCAGCAGCAGCAGCCAGGAAAUAGAGAAUCAGUCAUGGUGAUGAGGCAGCGGCCACAAGUUGUAAGCUCAAAUCCUGUUCCAACCUCAAGCAUGAGCGCACCCCCUACCAGUUGGCAUCCUACAGCUAGCAUAGAGAUAAUGAAGUCAAAUGGGUUCAUGCAAACACAUAAUAUCCCUAGUGCGCGAAGCCCGAGUCCAAACCAUCUGAAUCCAAAUCAGAUCCACCAGCAACUUCAGUAUCAAAACCAGAAGCGAUUCACUUACAACAACCAAGUGGAUCCACAUGGUAGUAUGGCCAGAGGGAAUGGCGGGUCAUGGACCAGAAACACAGCAUCAUCUCCACCCAUAUCUGCUGCGUCUUCACUGGGAUUAUUUUCUGCUGUUGGUUCAGCCGGAACAUCAGGUGCAUCCUCACCAGUAGAUUGGAUCUCUGGCGGUUCAGUGGACUACACAAGCAUAGACUGGAGUCUAGAUCAAGGUUUAUCCCAAAAUAGUAGAAACUGGUCAGGGUUAAAGAGCAGCAGCCACAUAUAUGAUGCAAACAUGAACCGGUACAGUCCAAAUGGUUCCAUGGGAGGUAGAGUCAGCAACAGCAACAGUGUAUCUAUGGAGAAUGCGGGUGUUAGUGUUGUCGUGGAAACACAACAAGCAGCUACCUCUCAAGAUUGGACUUCACCAUUUGAAGGAAAAGAUAUAUUUAGCUUGUCUAGACAAUAUGUGUCUCCUUCUCUGUAAGAGCAGAGGAGUUACAUAUGGAAAUGAAAGUAAUAAAACAAA
Messenger RNA from Arabidopsis arenosa, 2146 nucleotides. The record is from the annotation of a GenBank genome assembly. Lineage: Eukaryota; Viridiplantae; Streptophyta; Magnoliopsida; Brassicales; Brassicaceae.